Messenger RNA from Fulvia fulva, 282 nucleotides. RefSeq lists its product as uncharacterized. Lineage: Eukaryota; Fungi; Ascomycota; Dothideomycetes; Mycosphaerellales; Mycosphaerellaceae. The coding region runs from base 1 to 282 and encodes 93 amino acids. The record is from RefSeq and is a predicted model, not a curated record. The transcript has 2 exons.
AUGGCAGAUUCAACCAAUUUCUACGCCAUCAGCUACGGCGCCGCGCUUGCGCACUACAACAACACUCGUCAUGGCGAGGCCGUCGAACACGCCAAGACCAACCUGAGAGAUCCUACCUUGCCUCGAUACUGGCAAGCGAAGAACUGCAUCCCCAUCAUCUGCGCGGCAGAGUCAUGGUAUGAAGCAGAAAUCUAUCGCGCUCUGGCCGAGGAGAUAUACGACAACGCCGCAAAAGCCACAGCUCCUGUCGACAGUCUUGGAGAAGUCGACACUCUCGCCUGA